AACUAUUCUACGUCUUCGCCUUCCUCCGACUACCAACAUCAACACUCUUCCAUCCUCCCCGUCUACGUUGCUCGUAAUUGUUCUUCAACAUGGAGGCAAUCCGGCCCUCUCUCGCCUCAUUGAGGCUCCAUGCUCCCCGUCGAGCUCGCCCUCUCUACCAAUGCCUCCAUACGUCAUCUUCCCGAUAUGCGCAACCGCUCCCACAGCCCUCCGUCCCUGGCCCUCCACCCGAUGCCCCCAAGCCUUCUCCAGCAGAUGCCCUCGCGCGCGUAGAGAGGAAACGGAAACAGGCUGCAUUGCUCAAGCAGGCCCAGGAGGUUCGCUCCGCGCCCACAAAGCCAACGUACGCUCUGCAGAAGCGCUUCUGGCAAGAUGUCUCUGUCCAGGAAACAGACGAUGGCCUACAAGUGUUCCUCGACAAGCGACCUGUCCGAACUCCCACCAAGGAGAUCCUCACCGUCCCGGCCUCCAAGCACCAGCUGGCCACCGCCAUUGCACUCGAAUGGGACCUCCUCGUCAGCGCACAGCAAGCCCUCAAGACCCACUACAUCCCCAUGACCUCGCUCGCCGCCCGCGCUGUCGACAUCGCAAAGGCCGAUGCAGCGGGGAACUCGAAGCCUCGUGACGACAUUAUCAGGAUGUUGAUGCGCUACCUGUCUACCGACACUCUGCUUUGCUGGGCUCCGGAGAAAAGCCUCCAUGAUCCGGAGAACGUUGGCUCCCUUCGCGACUUGCAGAUAGACAUUUCGACCCCCAUCAUCGCAUACUUGACCACCCAUGUCUGGCCAGGAGUGGAGAUCAAGCCCAUCCUAGAACCUGACAGCAUCAUGCCCAUUGACCAGCCGGAGAUGACCAAGAGCGUGUUGAUUGGGUGGCUGAGUGGUCUACCCGCAUUCGAGCUCGCUGGCCUAGAGCGGGCUGUGCUUGCGUCCAAGAGUCUGCUGGUUGGCGUUCGGUUGAUUCACGAGUGGGCCGAAGCCUUCGCGGAUGUCAGAGGAAACACUGGCGGGCAUCGGUUCGGCAUUGAGGAGGCGGCGGAGGCAGCAAGCACGGAGGUGCGAUGGCAAACGAGGCAGUGGGGCGAGGUGGAGGAUACCCACGAUGUGGAAAAGGAAGACAUGAAGAGGCAGCUCGGCAGUGUUAUUCUUUUGGUCGGCGGGGAUAGAACAUAAAGGACUAUUGUUGUAGUGUUGGCCAUAGAGCGGCAAAAAGCGAAGGAUAUACGGAGUACGAUAAGUGUUCAAAUACGCAUGGAAUUAUUCAUAGAGAUGCCUGCCCCUGGCGUGCUGGCAUAGAAGACAAAGGGAGAAGGAAAGCAAGCUCUCCAAUCGAGUACACUUUAGAGGAACCAUGAUACUGUCAUUAUGAGACGAAUCAAGCAUGAACUUGUGUCGUAUUAUUAGUAUGAUUGUAUUGUUGCUCUUGGUGAUCUUAUUGCUGAUGCCAAGUGCCCUCGGAGCAAGCUCCCCUUAGCAUCUGAUUGGCUCCCCUGCGCUUCCCUGGUUGGCGAUGGCGAUGGCGAUGGCGAUGGCGAUGGCGAUGAUCAAGCAGAGGCGGGGCAUGAAAAGAAAAAAAGGAAAAGAGAC
Messenger RNA from Aaosphaeria arxii CBS 175.79, 1586 nucleotides. RefSeq names its product ATP12-domain-containing protein. The coding region runs from base 90 to 1172 and encodes 360 amino acids. The record is from RefSeq and is a predicted model, not a curated record. Lineage: Eukaryota; Fungi; Ascomycota; Dothideomycetes; Pleosporales. The transcript is spliced from 2 exons. Gene Ontology annotation, cellular component: mitochondrion. Gene Ontology annotation, biological process: mitochondrial proton-transporting ATP synthase complex assembly.